CGGCUGCCCUCUCGUCUCUCCAUCGGAGGCAGUUCUAAGCCAUGGAAGACAUAGAAGACUUGCUCAUCGGCGGCGGCGGAGCUCCCCCUGGUUACCGCCUUCCGAUAAACGCAGUGGGUGUAAAGCCGAAGAAAAAGAAUAUGCUCAAAUUUAAUCCUAAUGCUGAUGAUUCCAGCAACGAGCUCUCUCCGACCCAAAAUCCACUUGUACCUAAGAUUCCAGGCACACAGACGAUUUAUGUUAAAACCUUUGGAUGUUCUCACAACCAGUUGCACAGUUAAAUCCCCCAGUCAGUCUGCUAUGGACACUCUAAUAACAAAAUGCAAAAAUGCAAAAAAGCCUCUUGUGGUAGCUGGGUGUGUACCACAAGGUAGUCGAGAUUUAAAGGAGUUAGAAGGGGUCAGUAUUGUAGGAGUUCAGCAGAUUGACCGUGUGGUAGAAGUCGUGGAAGAGACACUAAAAGGUCAUGAAGUAAGGCUGUUAAAUCGCAAGACACUGCCAGCUCUUGACCUCCCAAAAGUGAGAAAGAACAAGUUUAUUGAAAUACUUCCAAUCAAUGUUGGCUGCUUAGGUGCUUGCACUUAUUGCAAGACAAAACAUGCUCGUGGUCACUUGGGAAGUUACACUGUAGAUAGCCUUGUAAAGCGUGUAAGAUCUGUCAUCAAUGAAGGAGUGAGGGAAAUAUGGUUGAGCAGUGAAGAUACUGGGGCAUAUGGCCGUGACAUUGGGGUCAAUCUUCCCAUUUUAUUAAAUGCAAUUGUUGCUGAGCUUCCACCUGAUGCAAGCACAAUGCUUCGGAUUGGGAUGACAAAUCCUCCUUUCAUUCUUGAGCACUUGAAAGAGAUAGCAAAUGUCUUGUCUCAUCCAUGCGUAUACUCCUUUUUGCAUGUGCCAGUUCAAUCCGGAAGCGACACAAUUUUAAGUGCAAUGAAUCGAGAAUAUACAGUCAGUGAGUUCAGGACUGUAGUAGAUACCUUAACUGAGCUUGUUCCUGGGAUGCAGGUUGCAACUGAUAUAAUAUGUGGAUUUCCCGGGGAAACCGAUGAAGAUUUUUGUGAAACUAUCAACCUUAUUAAAGAGUACAAAUUACCUCAAGUUCACAUCUCACAGUUCUAUCCACGACCGGGGACACCUGCUGCUAGGAUGAAGAAAGUGCCAAGUGCUAUUGUCAAGAAACGAAGCCGUGAGUUGACUUCUGUUUUUGAAGCUUUUACACCAUAUAAUGGAAUGGAGGGCAGAGUGGAAAGAAUUUGGAUAACAGAAAUUGCAGCAGAUGGCAUUCACUUGGUUGGCCAUACCAAGGGAUACAUACAGGUGCUUGUAAUUGCCCCGGAAACUAUGCUGGGAACUUCUGCUAUGGUGAAGAUAACAUCCUUUGGAAGGUGGUCUGUUUUUGGGGAAGUGAUUGAAACCAUCAGUACCAAACAUCAUAAAACAACUACUCUGGAAGAUGCACCAAUUCGAGACAAAGUUCCUCCCUGUUCUAAUGCUCACGAAACAUGUGCAUGUUCCAUAGAACCCGAAUCUUGUGCUUGUGGACCGGAAAGCUGCAAAGGAGCAGUCGCUACGGAUGAUAAAGAUGAUUCCUCAAGGAAUAUCCCAUUGCCUGAAGAGCCAAAAAGGAAGAAUCUGGUUGAAUGGGCAUUGAGGAGACGGAAGAGCCAUGUUCCCAAAAGGGAGGAGAGGGAAAGUCCCAUAGUGAGUGAGAGAAAGCAGGCGUUGGCUGGAGGGUGGCUGGACGAGUGGGGCGUCAUUGAUAGGAUUCUUGUUGGUGGAAUACUAAUCAGUACGUUAACAAUUUUUGGCCUACUGUUUCAUCUUGGAUCCACAACACUCUCCUCCAGUUGGUGAUACUAUACAAUGCCAAUUCGUAUUCAACCAUAUUUAAGAAAGUUUGUAAUGAGACUUUUAUUUCAUCACAUUUCCCUCUUCAUUUUUCAGCUUUUCAUCUAUAGAGGUAGCAUUUUUCGCUGUCACAAUUUCGAUUGUAACUUGAGAUCUCAGUGAUUUUGUUCUCAAUUUCAAAUGACUUUGAAUAUGUUAGUGAGGGAAUAUAUAUAGUAAAUUGAGAUUAGGAAGUCAGUUUGUUCGAAGAAGCUCGAUUGAUGGAGACACAUCGUUGCAAUGUUGCGAGUAUUCUUCUUGUUAAAAUCUCACCCCCAGUGAAACAUGUAAGAAAUUAUAGGAGACGUAAGAGAGCCUAAUUAUUGAUGAACUUAUACAAA
This is a messenger RNA of Benincasa hispida (wax gourd), 2225 nucleotides long. Its product is annotated as Methylthiotransferase. Gene Ontology annotation, molecular function: 4 iron, 4 sulfur cluster binding; tRNA (N(6)-L-threonylcarbamoyladenosine(37)-C(2))-methylthiotransferase activity. Gene Ontology annotation, cellular component: endoplasmic reticulum. The record is from RefSeq and is a predicted model, not a curated record. NCBI's taxonomy places the organism in Eukaryota, Viridiplantae, Streptophyta, Magnoliopsida, Cucurbitales, Cucurbitaceae. Gene Ontology annotation, biological process: tRNA methylthiolation.